GCAGCUUGUCAACCGCACGAUCCAGUUACUGUAGCCGCUUGCUGCAAUGAAAACAUCGUCGUUGGUGGGUGGAUAUAAGUAUGGGCCUGGUUCCAUCAUUUUUUGCCCCCCAAAACACUGACUGAGUGAAGACGAGAAGGCAUGAGGUCCACAUUAUGGAUUAUAGCAGAUGUGGCCGUCUGUGGGGCUGCCAGCUGGCCGCCGCAUGCCGUCUUGUAGCCAGGGCCCCCGUGCCUCAGCUCCAUGCACCUCACACAUCAUACCUUUGACUUGAUGAAGAUUCCUGACAUCUGUGAUGUAAUGAAUAAAUUUGAAGUCCUUGGAAUUGUGGGUGAAGGUGCUUACGGUGUUGUUCUGAAGUGCAGACAAAAGGAAACCAAUGAAAUUGUGGCUAUUAAGAAAUUCAAGGACAGUGAAGAAAAUGAGGAGGUUAAAGAAACAACACUACGGGAGCUUAAGAUGCUCCGCACCCUCAAGCAGGAGAACAUUGUCGAGCUCAAAGAGGCCUUCCGCAGACGAGGGAAGCUCUAUCUUGUCUUUGAGUAUGUGGAGAAGAAUAUGCUUGAACUGCUUGAGGAGUUACCCACCGGUGUCCCGACCGACAAAGUGCGCAGCUACAUCUUCCAGUUAAUCAAAGCUAUUCACUGGUGCCAUAAGCACGACAUUGUCCACAGAGACAUAAAGCCAGAAAACCUCCUCAUCAGCUCCGAUGACGUCCUCAAGCUGUGCGACUUUGGUUUUGCUCGUAAUCUCUCCGAAGGGACGGACGCCAAUUACACCGAGUACGUGGCUACGAGAUGGUACCGCUCUCCAGAGCUCCUGCUUGGGGCUCCUUACGGGAAGGCGGUGGACAUGUGGUCGGUGGGCUGCAUCUUGGGCGAGCUGAGCGACGGGCAGCCCCUGUUCCCAGGAGAGAGCGAGAUUGACCAGCUCUUCACCAUCCAGAAAGUGUUGGGACCCCUCCCUCCAGAGCAGAUGAAGCUCUUCUAUAAUAACCCCCGCUUCCACGGGCUCAGGUUUCCUGCUGUAAACCACCCCCAAACUUUGGAACGAAGGUACCUGGGGAUCAUCGGCGGAGGCCUGCUCGAUCUGCUGAAGAACCUGCUCCUGCUCAACCCGACGGAGCGCUUCCUCACAGAGCAGUGUCUGAACCAUCACGCCUUCCAGACGCUGCGGCUGGUGGACCGGCCCGGCCCGCCCACGCCCACACCUGUACGCUCAGCCAAGAGGAAGCCUCACCACGGCGACAACACCACCCCCAGCAGGAGCCAUGGCGGGAAGAGCUCAGGAAGCCACCGGUCCAGCAGCAGGGAGUGCUCUAGCUUACCCCGACAGGAAGACAUCCUCCCGGGCAACGACAGCUUCCUCAACGGCAACAUGUCGGCGGCCAUCAACCUCAGCCCCACCCUGCAUCCCAAGAACUACCAGCCGCAGAUCUUCAACCACUCCACUGCCUACAGCAUGGACCUGGCCGGCAGCAACCUGCCUCACCUGCUCAGCCCCAGCGAGGCCAAGGGCAAAGGCGACUUCGAGAUCAGCCUGGGCUCCAAGGUGCUGGACGGACCCGGAGCCAAGUACCUCAAAUCCAACUUCCGCUCGCAGCAGAACCGCCACUCCUUUGUGGAAGGCAAGACCAACACGCUGCAGUCGGGGGACAAACACAGCCGACACAACUACGUGGACUCCCACUGUUCAGCGCCCUCCUCCUCCAAGUUCGGUUACCUGAACCUGUCCAAGAGCUACGGCACGCUGAGCGACGCCAAGUCGGUGGGAAACCUAAACGACGUGCACCUGUACGCCGACGAGCCCACGUCGCGCUACUUCCCGUCCAGCUGCCUCGACCUGACGGCUCCGAGCAGCCCGGCGUCCCGCAGGUUGGAGCGGCUCGGGCCCGGCACGACCGGCCGAGGGGGCAUGCGCUCGGAGAGAGAGAGCAACACGCUGGACUCCUCGUACAGGCGCUCAUCCACCCGCCACAAGGCCUCGGAGGAGGCCAAGUCGCCCGAUUCCCUGGACCCGGGAGACGGCAGCACGGAGAGGAGCCACGGCCACUCUCUGUCCGCACCGCGCGACCCUCUGUCAUACGGUCAGGGCUACACCAGCCCUUUCUCCUCGCAGCAACGGCCGCACCGCCACUCCAUGUACGUGCGGCGGGAUCACCAGAGGACACACGGCGGAGACGAGGGCCUGCUGGUCGGCCAGGGAAUCCCCACCAGAGCCAGCAGCCUCCAGCUCCUGUCGCCCCAGCUCCAGCACCGCACGCUGCCGCGCCACUCCGGGAGCUCCUCCAGGGAGGACGACAUGAGCAGGAGCGAGCAGGCACCCACUGAAGUUCCCCACAGCAGACCCCCAAUAAGGGAUUCCACCAGGGACAACACUGCAUCUUUUCACACACAGCGGCAAAAAAGCGAGGUUGGCCUGUAUCAUGAGCAGCAAGCAGAAGACGGAGGCUCUUCCAAGGAGAAUCGCAACAUCUACAGUGAAUCCAUGCCCAGGAGGGUGGGCAGCUUCUACAGAGUGCCAUCUCCCCGGCCAGACAACUCUUUCCACGACAGCAGGGGCCCGGGUCGGGACUCCGGCUUGUCUGGGGACGGCAGCAGUUUGACAAAUCACUCCAAGCGCCAGCCUGCCUUCGACCCCUGGACUGGCCCAGAUACUGUUGUCCUGAAUGCAUCGGAGCCAUCCAAAGAGAAGGAGAAGCAGGGUUUCUUUAGAGCAAUAAAAAAGAAAAAGAAGAAAAAUCAAAUGGUGGCCAGUGAAGGCAUGGACGCAGUCAUCCAGAAGAGCUCCAGGUCCUCUGGUCACCAGAGCAGCCGCCACAGGAGCCGCGACAAGAGCAGAGACCGCAACCAGGAACGAGACCGGGACAAGGACUGGCCACGGGAGAAACUCUCCGAUUCACACUCUCCAAGUCAGCCCCUGAAGUCCCUGCGUAAGCUGCUGCACCUGUCCUCCUCCUCCUCCAACCAGACGGCGUCCUCCGACAUGCGCUACCAGCCGCUGCCUAACUCGGCCUCCGCUCAGGGCGGUUUCUCCGAAAGCCGGGGUCACUCAGGGGUCAGCACACCCCAGCUCAAGAGCCGACAGGGAGCCUACCCGCUGCCGGGCCAGCUGGAGCCAGGCUGGCACUCGUCCGCCCUCGGGCGGCCGGAGGGCAACCCGUACCCGGAGCAAAUGGGCGUGAAGGGGGGCCAGAACGGGCACGGCUUCGGACGCCCGUCCCGGUCGCGCAUGCCGAACCUCAACGACCUGAAAGAGACAGCGCUGUAGUCGUCGGUCCCUCGCACUCCUCCCACCUUGGCAUCCCGCUUCCCUUCUGUUGCUCCUACACCUCUCACCUCUCCACCUCUCCCUCCUGAACCGGACCACACUCAACACACACACACACACCAAAACACCAAACCUUCUGUCGUAAACACUGCUUGCAAACGGGCCGAAAGCCUUUUUAUGUCGUAAUUUUUUUAAGCUUCCAUGUUUGAUAGACUUUAUAUUAUUAUUACUUCUGUAAUUCUAAAAUCAGAUUUGUAUUAUAAAGUAAAUAUGUUACAAAUUCAGUAUAUAUAUAUACAUAUAGAUAUAUAUGUAUGGAUAGGUAAAGUGUAGAUUUUAAGUGCAAGUAUUUUUUGCUUUUAUUAAAUAUAGAAAUAUGGUACAUUUUACUGUGUAGUAUUAACUUAAGAUUAAACUAAAGCAUUCUGAACACAUCAAGUCGAGCCAGUUGUUACUGCUCACGUCAGACCCGAUGUCCCUCUCACCCACGAUCCUAAUUCCUUUCAGGUGUGUCGCCUUUUGGAUGUAGGUACUCUGUCAUUCUUUUGCUACUAAAAAAAAAAAAAAAGAAAAAAUCACAGCUACACCGACAGUGAGAUGGUCUAAACAUCUGACUGCUCAUUUGUAGGACAUUAAGGUUAUUGUGUCUUUAUGAACUGCGGCCAUUUUAGAAAUAAUGUAACCGUAAACUAAACUUCUAUACUCUGACCUACACCGCCCUCUGUGGGUCAUGAUAGAACACUGCAUUGACUGUUUCCUAACAGUCACGUCGUUAUUCCUGCUUCAGAUCAUGAAUCGGUCUGACGCAGUUCAAAUAGACCGAAACGUCUGAUAAAUGUUUAUGAGCUCAUUUAGGUAAAAGUGUUUAAAUUUGAUCAGUUCAUUAAACUUGCUGUGCUUUGUGCACAUUUCAUGGAUGCAGCUAAUGGUAGAGGACAUCUGAAGCUGACGAUGAAGUUUUUUUUUUUUUUCCGG
Messenger RNA from Poecilia reticulata (guppy), 4245 nucleotides. RefSeq names its product cyclin-dependent kinase-like 5. The record is from RefSeq and is a predicted model, not a curated record. Gene Ontology annotation, molecular function: protein kinase activity; ATP binding. Gene Ontology annotation, cellular component: nucleus; dendrite cytoplasm. NCBI's taxonomy places the organism in Eukaryota, Metazoa, Chordata, Actinopteri, Cyprinodontiformes, Poeciliidae. Gene Ontology annotation, biological process: positive regulation of axon extension; regulation of dendrite development; protein phosphorylation.